AUGGUCAUCGGCUGCAACACCCUUGGGCUCAUCGGUGGGAACAAAGAUGCCAAGAGCCAGUACCUUGCUGGGUGCUACUCCUACUGUGAGGGCAUCAACAGCACGUCCGACGGUGCCCCCUGCGCGGGGAUGGGCUGCUGUGAGGCUACCAUCCCUGCGAAUCUCACUUCCUUUGAGGUGGCAUUCGGGAUGAACCAAAGCAAGGUCUGGGGCUUCAACCCGUGCUUCUACGCCAUGAUUACUGAGACUGGGUGGUACAGUUUCAGGCAGCAAGACCUCAUUGGCCAUCUUGGAUUCAUCGACGCUAGAGCCAAGAGGGGCACCCCGAUCAUCGCUGACUGGGCCAUCAGGAACAGCUCGUGCCCAGAGGAGGGAAAAGAGCCACCUAGUGGUUACGCCUGCAUCAGUGUAAACAGCUACUGCAUGAAUGCAAAUAAUGGCCCAGGCCAUCUAUGUCAAUGCUCCAAAGGAUAUGAGGGUAAUCCUUACAUUCUGAAUGGCUGCCAAGAUCUUCACCUGAAGAUUGCUACACAAUCAGCAGAAGCUCUUGCUUACUUACAUUCAUCAAUAUCUUGCACGAUCCUACACGGAGAUGUCAAAUCUGCCAAUAUCCUGUUGGAUGAUCAGCACAAUGCAAAGAUUGCAGAUUUCGGAGCAUCAGCACAAAAGUCCAUGGAUGAAAGUGAGUUCAUCAUGUUUGUACAAGGAACACUUGGCUAUCUUGACCCUGAGAGCUUUAUCAGUCAUCAACUGACUGAGAAAAGCGAUGUCUACAGUUUCGGAGUAGUUCUUCUGGAGCUGAUCACAAAAAAAGGGCUAUGUUUGCUGAUAGGUUCAACGAAAAAAAAAUCAUUGUCUUAUAUCUUUCUCUUGAUGUUCCGCCAUAAUAAGCACAAAGCAAUGCUGGACUCUGAAAUUAUUGACGAGGUAGUUAUGGCAGUGCUUGAAAAGUUGGCCCAACUAGCAGUGCAUUGCUUAUGCCCAAGUGGAGAUGACAGGCCAACAAUGAAGGAAGUUGCAGAGCGCCUACAGAUGUUGAGGAGGCUCCACAUGGAUGCAACUAGUGACUGUGAAGACAGUUACUAUGCACACCAUGGAGGAUCAUCAUCAUUGGCUGUCCCUUUGGAUGAUAUGGCAUACAACAGCAUGGAGACAUCUACACUGAUCUUGGCAUAG
Messenger RNA from Miscanthus lutarioriparius, 1176 nucleotides. The record is from the annotation of a GenBank genome assembly. Lineage: Eukaryota; Viridiplantae; Streptophyta; Magnoliopsida; Poales; Poaceae.